Dendrobium catenatum is the source of this 1822-nucleotide messenger RNA. RefSeq names its product nitrate regulatory gene2 protein. The record is from RefSeq and is a predicted model, not a curated record. The transcript has 4 exons. NCBI's taxonomy places the organism in Eukaryota, Viridiplantae, Streptophyta, Magnoliopsida, Asparagales, Orchidaceae. Bases 206 to 1807 code for a protein of 533 amino acids.
UCAAUUAAGGAGUAGGAAAAUAUUCUUUUGGCUUAGGAGAGCGAAAAAUAAAGAAAAAGUCUACUGACGGACCUGGAAGCUUGCAGACACAGAAAAGUUAGAGGCGGCGGCGGAUUCCCGAUGAUAUAAACGAUCCACCUGAAGUCUCCGGCGAUAUUGAUCGGAAUCGGAAGCUGUUUUCAGUCACAAGCAAUCGCUUAGUACGAUGGGCUGCACGCAAUCGAAGAUCGAGAACGAGGAAUUGGUGGCGCGAUGCAAGGAUAGGAAGCAAUUAAUGAAGUCGGCUGUCACGUCCCGCAACGCCUUCGCCGCCGCCCACUCCGCUUACACCAUGGCUCUCAAGAACACCGGCGCCGCCCUCUCCGAUUAUGCCCAGGGAGAGGUCCAUGAUCUCCACCUCGCUUCCACCGUCCUCCCAUCUUCCUCUUCCGCCCCCGCCGGCCAAACCGCUUUCCCUUCAUCAUCAGCCGCCGUUGCUAUUGGUACUGGCGCCUCAGUUGUACAUCCCCCGCAAGAUAACCUCCCUCCGCCUCCUCCUCCACCCGACCAUCUCACAACCGUCUCCCCCUUACAGCGCGCGGCCAGUAUGCCCGGUCUACCAAUUUCCAGUGUCCGACGGAGUAAAUCUGCCCAAGACUCGGAGAUAAUCGAAGAAGACGAUACGGAGGCCACUGUGGAUGAUUCUGAGGUGGAUACUGUUGACGACAGCUCCGGAGCCCCCGCGACGCCUCCGGCACCUCCUGCACCACCAAAACCCUCAGAAACCAAACCGCCGCUGCAGCACCCAGCUCCCGACGAGAACUGGGAUUUCUUCGGCAUAUUCAAAACCGAGAAUAUCCCCGCUCCAUCUCUCGGUCAGCCGGAGGAAUCGAUGCUCAAUAAGGAAGCGGAAAAUUUUGCCCAGACAGAAUCUUCUACCGCUGCUGCUAUUAAGGAUCCCACGGCUCCGGUCCCAGCGACGGUGAUCCCGGAGAAGAUUGUUGCCGAACCGCCACAGACUCAACAGCAAAAGAUAGUGAGGAAGCCGAGGCAGAGCGGCAGCUCAUCGCACCAUCAUCGGACAGGGUCUUCAGGUGGGGGGUCGGAGAGCAAGCGAGGGAAGAUGGUUCCCGCUGUUCCUCAUAGUUUUAGCUUCCUGCAAAUUCUGAAUGAGCUGGAUGACCAUUUCCUCAAGGCUUAUGAAAGCGCGAAGGAGGCUUCAAAAAUGCUUGAGGCAACAAGGCUGCACUAUCACUCCAAUUUCGCGGAUAAUCGAGGACAUAUUGACCAUUCUGAAAAAGUCUUGAAGGUUAUCACAUGGAAUAGGUCAAUUAAAGGCAUCCGCAGCGAGGCUGAUGCCAAUGAUGAUUUAGAUGAUGAGAAGUGGGAAACUCAUGCCACAGUGUUGGAUAAGAUGCUUGCAUGGGAGAAGAAACUUUAUGAUGAAGUUAAGGCUGGUGAGCUUAUGAAAUUUGAAUACCAGAGGAAGCUCUAUUUCCUGAAUAAACAGAAAAAACGUGGUGUGGAAUCUGAAUCUCUGGAAAAGCUCAAAGCAUCAGUGAGCCAGUUGCAUACAAGAUACAUUGUUGAUAUGCAGUCGAUGGAUUCUACCGUCUUAGAAAUUAACAGCCUGCGUGAUCAGAAGCUGUACCCAAGGCUUGUUGAACUCGUUGAUGGAGAAAAAAUUGGAGAAUUCAAGACAAAAAGAGAGAUGAGAGAGAAAAGCUUGGUUUUGGCGAUCGUAGAGUCAUUUUUGUCUGUCGACCCAAUUAGAAAAUUUGCUUGUCUCGAGGUAGGUUGUAAUGUUUUGCAUAUUUCAAAUUUUUAAUAAUUUUAUGUUUUU